CGACCUACAACUGUGGCCCAAUUACCUUGCAAAAAACUCCAGUCCUCCACCUGUUCAGGGACAGGACAGCGUCUGGCGUGAACGGCAGGGUAUAUCCUUUACAAAAGAGGGUGUUGCGGAUGUGAUGCAGGAGUAACCGGCUGUGGAGCACUGAGCUUCCCAUGGCUGUUGGCACCAUGGACUCCGAGUCCGCCCGAACACCUCAGCCUCCGGCCGCCCUGACUACAGGAGGCCGCUCCCUGCUGCCUGCUGGCGCUCUGAGUGACAUGCUGGGCACUCGAAGGAAGCACUACGUCUGCGGCUCCGUUGCAGCUUUCGCCAACAUCAUGGUGACUUUCCCCCUGCAGAAGGUGCUGUUCCGCCAGCAGCUGCACGGCGUGUUGGCCACUGAGGCGGUGCGGCAGCUCCAGAGGGAUGGGCUGAGGACUCUCUACCGGGGCCUGCUGCCCCCGCUGCUCCAGAAGAGCACGACGGUCGCCAUCAUGUUUGGCCUGUACGAGGACUUCUCGAGGGUCCUGCUAGACUGUGCUGAUGGCAGCGGGGUGCCGGAGCUGGUCACUCGAAGCUUCGCUGCAGCGUUGGCAGGAACAGCAGAGGCCGUCCUGACGCCAUUUGAGCGCGUGCAGACUCUCCUACAAGACCAUCGGCAUCACGGGCGCUUCAACAACACAGUCCACACCUUCCGGACACUUCUGACUGAGUAUGGCGUCAGAGAGUGCUACCGCGGCCUGGUGCCCAUAAUCCUCCGUAAUGGCCCUAGCAAUGUGCUCUUCUUCGCGCUACGCGGGCCCAUUAAGGAGCACCUCCCAGGCGCCAGUAGUCGGGCAGGUCACAUGGUGAAUGAUUUUGUGUGUGGGGGGUUGCUGGGGGCCGCCCUUGGCAUCAUGUUCUAUCCAUUAAAUGUGGUGAAGUCCCGGGCUCAGUCUCAGGUUGGUGGAGCCUUCCUGCCUUGCAGGGAGGUGCUGCUCACAGUGUGGAGGGAACGAGGUGGCAGCGUGGCCAUGCUCUUCAGAGGGGCCCACCUGAACUACCACCGCUCACUCCUCUCCUGGGGAAUCAUUAAUGCCACCUAUGAACUGCUGCUGAAUGUCAUGUAAGAUGGGAACGAGAGAUAACACAAGAGAGAGAAAGAACGCUUUUAAAGGGAAACACCCGUAUAAUGAGAUGGAGCCAGUUUGUUGAAGACAAGAUGCAUUGUAAAGUAAAGCUGAUGUACUUGCUGUCGUUCUUCAUGACCUAAAUACAGCAGUGAAAUUGCACUUCUGAUGGGGGCCAACAGUCAGUGUGAGAUGACCCACCUGCCACAUGCCAUGAGUAUCCACUGUUCAAAAUAUUAAACAAGAUGCACGCUUUAGCCUAUACAGAACUUGUGCCAGGGUCCAAUUCAUUGCCCUUGUUUGCUCUCUGUUCAAAAAUGUGUUUGAGCAAACUGAACUCGAGUGCUUUUUCCCCACCGUUUCAAGCCACGCUUACUUGACUGAAUCAACUGUUUCCUCGUCGGUGCUGUGGAUGUUUGGUGAACGUCACCUGUCUCUUUGUUUGACCAAGAGCAUUUCCUCUGUGAGGCUGUAUUCUGCAACUUAACUGAAACACUUUUGUUCUGUUGACUAUUUAAAUUAAAUGAGUUUAAUACAUUUAGUUUUUAUUUAUGCUUCACCACCAAUUUGUUUCUGAGAGCAGGAGGCUAACACUUUAGAAAUAGUUGAAAUGAAUAUCAGUGCCGAUCUUGGAGAUGCUGUCCAGCAGACCCAUGCUGGCUAUUUUGAACAGUUUUUCCUUUCACACGAUUCAUCUUUGCCACUUGGAGAUGCUCUUGUCUCGCACUAUUUGUCAUGGUUUGUUUCAUGAAAUUCUCCUGGCAUGUGUUAUCUUGAGUUUUCUUUAUGUUUCUGUAUUUUGCCCAUUGAUGUCAGUAAACCACAUUUAUUGUAAAAGAGAACAUACAUGUUAAUUGUUGACUUUAGGACGAUUGUUUCUGUCCAUGUAAGUGAGCUGAUCUGUGCCAAAUGUAAGAAUACAGCUCGCAACAUAGCUGCCUACCACCUGACAUCUUGGGUACAACUGUUCAACACUAGCGUUAUUCAGUUAGCUCGUAUAUAUUUAUUAACCGUGGAUAUUAAGAAAGAAAAAAGAACAACAACAAACGUUUUUUCGAAAUCACCAGUUAAAGCUAAACCUUUAUUUCCCGACACUGUCUUCGACGUUACGAUAAUGACAUUUAAGUGCUUCUCAAUGUCUGUUUUCUUUUUCUGAACUUUAAUAUCACUUGUUUUUUACUUGUAUUUCUCCUUCUACGAGCUUUCCUUCUCUCAUGCUUGCUCUCCUGUCCGUCUGUAACAUCUGUUGGCAUAAUGGGCUCAGAUUUCAAGCGUGAGUAGGUACUGUCACCACGCAGCAGCUCCUGCUGGCUACGACAGCCCGAAGAGGAGAGGCAUAGUGCCCGGACACAGAGAGAGACCCACUAGUAAUCGUGCUGAGAGAAGACGGGGGCGUUCCGAGGGGAAUGUUCAGUGGAACAAAAAGCUCAAGCUGCCAUGUAAAUCGCUCACGUGGCCUUUAUUUUGGUUGUCCACCGCGUGACGUUUCCUGAGCAUCUUUUCAGGAUCUUCCAGGGUUUCCUUUUUGUAAGUAAGAUGGUAAUUAUGUUUUGAAAGUGGGACACCCUCCCUUACAUUAAAUAAUGCUGCUUGUA
Molecule: messenger RNA, 2692 nt
Organism: Pseudoliparis swirei
Lineage: Eukaryota; Metazoa; Chordata; Actinopteri; Perciformes; Liparidae
Gene: slc25a51b
Product: solute carrier family 25 member 51b
Exons: 2
Coding region: 162-1097 (311 amino acids)
Source: RefSeq, a predicted model, not a curated record